AUGGAAGAAUAUCAUCUUCGACAAUACCGAAACGAUAUGUUCUACUUGGACAUUAUAGAGAACAUGAAGAUUCCGUUAUCACUGACUAUGCAAUCUGUAAAGCGAAUUGAUUCCUCCAGUAACAGGACAACAGACUUUAACUACCACUCUAAGUGGCUCGUGCUCUUGCAUUCAGGAAAUAUUGAUACUUCUGUAUACAGUCUUGACAAUUUGCACAAUGUUGCAUUUAUUAACGCAGUCUGCAAUUCAGAGGUACAAAAAAGUAUUGGUGAGAUGACGAUCAUGACGUUGGUACACCAUGGCACAACCACGUCAUUACAGCGUGUACCAUACAACAAGUAUCUUAACAACAACGCUUUAUUUCCUGCACUGAAGUAUGGUUACAAUAAAAGAAAACUAGUCGUUUCCGUGACUCCAGCGUCUGCGUUUAUUCUUAAAACGACUAAAAACAACAUGACGAAAUAUACAGGUUUCUGCAUUUAUUUGUUGGAAGCUUUGGCAAAUACUCUAAACUUCACGUACGAACUGGUGGAACCGGAACACGGAACCUGGGGCGUGCUUAUUAAUGGAUCCUGGAAUGGACUGGUUGGGCAGAUGAAACGAAGAGAAGCUGACCUUGCGCUGGCCGACCUUACGAUCAAUAUAAACAGGUCAAAGGUCAUGGACUUCCUUCUGCCUCCCAUCUACUACGACUACGUAGACAUCAUCUACAAAGAAGAUAACAACAUCCCAUCAACGUGGAUGACGUUGUUGCGACCGUUUUCUGCCACUGUGUUUAUUUUGAUAGCCGUGAGCACUGUGGGAGUUUUCGUCUUGUAUUCGGCAGCGAUGGUGGUGAUUCGUAACAAGUACACGUGCAGAAAGGAACCGAGGACUGUCACAGACGUCGUGUGGUUCACCAUCUCCUCUCUCUUUAAACAAGGUUAUAACAUCAACCCUUCUACUCACGGCAUCCGGAUCCUAGUGUCGGCAUGGUUGCUAUUCACCGUCAUCAUCGUUGCAGAGUACACCGCCAACCUCGCUGCGGCGUUCACAGUGCGACCUGGUGUAAAACCGUUCGCCAGUCUACGACAGCUUCUAGACAGCCCCGAGUAUAAGAUUGGAAUCUUCCCUGGCAGUAUCACCACUAUGUUGUUGAAGAACUCGGACAACCCGGAGUAUCGUGAAAUGUGGGCUAAGAUUGUGGAGGACAGCAAAACGGACCCGGAUGUUUUUAGCGAAAGUUCGACAAACCAAAUGAAGAAAAUCAAGAGAGGCAACUACGCAUUUAUUCGAAACGAUGGUGCUAUAAGGACCUACAUGAAAGAAAACUGUGGACUGCAAAGGCUCGGAAUAACUUUAGACUGGCAACCGGCCUGCUUAGGAGUUCCGGAACAUUCGACAAUGAAAUAUGAUUUUGUACAAACGAUGAGAUGGUUGGAGACAUCAGGUAUCUAUGAAUACUGGUGGUUUCUACACCAGUCAAAUUUGAAAACACCGAUCUGUCUGUCCAGGCAGCGGUCUGUGAGUUCCAGUAUCACGCUGGAUGACAUCAAAACAGGCUUUGCUUUUCUCGGAGCUGGAAUUGGAGCCGCAUUUGUUUCACUCGUCGUUGAAAUAUUCAAGAACAGAUAUCAUUAA
Gigantopelta aegis is the source of this 1620-nucleotide messenger RNA. Its product is annotated as glutamate receptor-like. The coding region runs from base 1 to 1620 and encodes 539 amino acids. The transcript has 9 exons. Gene Ontology annotation, molecular function: glutamate-gated receptor activity. Gene Ontology annotation, cellular component: membrane. NCBI's taxonomy places the organism in Eukaryota, Metazoa, Mollusca, Gastropoda, Neomphalida, Peltospiridae. The record is from RefSeq and is a predicted model, not a curated record.